Crotalus tigris (Tiger rattlesnake) is the source of this 4135-nucleotide messenger RNA. RefSeq names its product signal transducer and activator of transcription 2 (gene STAT2). The transcript has 24 exons. Gene Ontology annotation, molecular function: RNA polymerase II cis-regulatory region sequence-specific DNA binding; DNA-binding transcription factor activity, RNA polymerase II-specific. The record is from RefSeq and is a predicted model, not a curated record. Gene Ontology annotation, biological process: cell surface receptor signaling pathway via JAK-STAT; defense response; regulation of cell population proliferation. The coding region runs from base 190 to 2628 and encodes 812 amino acids. Lineage: Eukaryota; Metazoa; Chordata; Lepidosauria; Squamata; Viperidae.
GCGGAGCUACCCUGGGUGUUGAAGGCGGGCGGAGGGGGGCAGUUUUUCGCAAAGAGCUUGAAUUGCGAGCUGUACAAUAACAUUCCCGGGAGGAAGAGCGGUGGCUUCCUUUGUUGAUUGGUGUUCUAGCAAAGGGUUCCUGAUGUCUUUGGUUGCUUAGGUGUGUGGAGUUCAUCAGCAUCUUCCAACAUGUCCCAAUGGCAACGCAUUCAAAUGCUGGACAAGAUUCACAUGAACCAGAUAGAUUGUCUCUACUCAGAUGACUGCUUACCGAUGGAAGUGCGUCAGUAUUUAGCCUACUGGAUUGAGGAGCAGAGCUGGAGCCAAGCCGUAGAACUGGACCCCUCACAAGCCAGCUAUCUUUUCCAUACCAUGCUGUCUUUACUGGAUGAUCAGAUCGGAGGUCUGGCGUUGGGGGAAGAGAAAAGUGCUAACAUGUUACUCAAGCACAACUUGCGCCGUUCAAAAUUGCAUCUACAGAGCAAGUAUCAAGACCAUCCCCAGGAACUAGCCAUUGCUAUUGAUGCUCUACUGAGACAGGAGAGAGCAAUUCUGUCUGAAGCUUUUGCUGCCUCUCAGGCAAGUGUGGAUCCUCCCCGUAAUCCUCCUGUGCCUACCGCACAGCAUAAGAUUGAGGAGCGGCUAAUGGAGAUACGCAAGUCAAUUCAGGGCCUGAAAUGUUUGAUUGAGCAACACGGUGAUUUGCAGGAUAAUUUUGAUUUUUGUUAUCGGACCCAUUCGCAUUUAGAAAGCACCACUCCGGCUAGGGAGCCUCAGCGGACCAGAAACAUUAACAAGUUACAAAGCAUGUUAAAUAAUUUGGACCGCUUCCGCCAGGAUAUGCUGGAUCAAAUCUGCGAACUUCUUGGACGCUCUGCUACUCUAAGAGAUUUACUUCUGGAGGAGGUAGCAGCAUGGCAAGUGCGCCAGCGGUUAGCUUGCAUUGGGCAGAAAUGUGAUACCAGCUUAGGGCGUCUGGAAGAAUGGUUUACGAACAGUGCUGAGAUCCUCUUCCACUUGCAACAGCUAUUAAGGAUGUUAAAAGAGAUGUAUGAAAAAGUGACUUACUUGACAGAUCCCUUAAACAGCCGGUUGCCCCCUCUGCUCAAGACUCUUCAGGAGCAAAUAAUCUGCCUCUUGAAAAGUGCUUUUGUGGUGGAGGUACAGCCUAAGAUGCAAGUCCCCAAUCAACGUCCACUGGUGCUGAGAACCAGCCACAAGUUCUCCGUCCGGGCCAGACUACUGGUAAAACUGCUGGAUCGAAAUAACUCAAUGGUGGUGACGAUUGGCAUUGACCGGGAUGCUACUAAUUUGACUGGGUUCCGGAGGUUCAAUAUUUUAACAUCCAGUAAAAAAACCUUGACGAUGGACAAUCAAAAGCAAGGACUCGUUUGUGAUUUUAAGUACAUUUCGCUGAGAGAGCAGAAAAUCUCUGGUGCAGGGAAAGGCAACAAAGGGAUUAGCGAGGGAUCAUUGUCUGUCACCGAAGAAUUGCACAUUAUCACUUUCACCCUGGACUACUGCUAUGAAGGUAUCAAGUGCCAGCUGCAGACAUCAACCUUGCCUGUGGUGAUUGUUUCCAAUGCCAACCAGCUCUCCAGCGCUUGGGCUUCCAUUUUAUGGUUUAUUAUGCUCAGCACAGAUACUAAGAACCAACUGUUUUUCUCCAAACCACCAGCUGCCACCUGGAUCCAGCUUUCCACUGUGUUGUCCUGGCAAUUCUCAGCAGCCACUGAGCGAGGCCUGGACAACCAACAGCUCAAAAUGCUGGGAGAAAAACUCUGUGGGCCAGGUGUGAACUCAGACAGUACCAUCACAUGGGACAAGUUUUCAAAGGAAGCGACAGAGGACAAUAAUUUCAGCUUCUGGACCUGGGUUGAUGGAAUCCUACUCCUGAUUCAAGAGCACCUGCUUCAGCUCUGGAACCACAAUCUCAUCAUGGGAUUUGUGAGCCGCAAACAUGAAAAGCGUUUGCUGAAGAAGAAAAGAGCGGGCACCUUCCUAAUACGUUUCAGUGAGAGUACCGCCAAUGGUGGCAUCACCUUUACCUGGGUAGAUUUUAACAAUGAGGGUGCUCCCCAGUUCAAUUCAGUUGAGCCCUACACCAGGAAAGAGCUGGAGUCCCUUUCUCUACCUGAUAUCAUCCGAGACUACCAGCUCCUGGCUAAGGAGGUCAUCCCAGAGAAUCCACUCCUCUACCUGUAUCCUGACAAACCACGGGAUGAAGCUUUCCGUUCUUAUUACAAAGAACGGCGGGAAGCAAGCAUGACGGAACAAAGAAGAUACUUGAACCGUCGCCUGAUCAGAGUCUCUACGCAACCAGGGGAGACUCAGACACCAGAGGCAAAGGAACUACUCCCUAUAAGCAAUGAGCCGGUCACUGAUGAAUUGGAGAAUCCUGAGUAUAAAGUGGAGGAUCUUCUGAUUGCCAAGGAAGAUCCUUUUCUUUUCCAGUCAGAUGAAGAGCAGCAACCACUCCACGAACCUUUCAACCUCCAUGAGAUUCCACAACUGCAUGUGGAUGACCCAGUUUUCCAAUGUCUGCUUCCUCUUGAGAAUACAAGCACUGGCAUUUCUGGAAAUGAUAUUGAGGAUUUAAUGAACCUUUAUGCUAAGGUAGAAGUAUAGUAUAUGUAGGCCUGAUCCCUUCAUAUUUUUGUGUAAACCAAUGAGUAAUUAGGUUUUAGUUGUAAAAUUAAUAUAAAAAGAGCAGUAGACCCACAACAUAAGUGAAUUUAGCUGGCAGCCAUAGUUUUGUAUUUUUACUUUUUAUUUUUUUUAUUCAUCAGAUUGAUAUGUCUGCCCAUCUCUGGGCAAUGUUUCUACUACCCAGCAGAAAUAUAUUUAAAGUGGCUUCUGAGAGAAAUGCCAAGAUUAUUUCCCAAAGACAGACAGAUACACACACAAUUCUCUAUAUGUCCUUUAUUCCCCCCAUUCUUUCUUGCCUAUAAUAUACAAUCAAGGGCAUUGACUCAUAUAGGAAAAAAAUUACUCUGGUUUCUCUUAGCUCACGGGUCAGCAACCCGUGGCUCCGGAGUCACAUGCGGCUCUUCGAGCAUUUCCUGCGGCUCCCAGCCUUCUCUGCCAUUUGCAGAGAGAGACAGAGAGAGGCACUUGUGCUUCUCUCUCUCUCUCUCUCUCUCUCUCUCUCUCUCUCUCUCUCUCUCUCUCUCUCUCUCGGUGGGUGGUGUGUAAAAAGAGUGGCCUCAUGCUGUUCUCGGAUGAACUGACAAGCUUAUUGGGCGAGGCUCCUACCUUGGCUGCGUCUCUGCAGGAAGCAGGAAGGGCAGGAGAGAGCCAACCCAAUAAGAAUGUUUGUCAGUUUGUUGGAGAAUAGCCUGAAACCAGCUUGCCAGGUGAGCAGAAGAUCGGAGAGAGAGAGGGAGAGAGGAAGAGGAAAGAGAAAGGGAGAGAGAAAAAGGGAGAGGGAGAGGAAAGGGAGAGAGAAAGACAGGAAAGAGGGAGAGGGGGAGGAAACACAGAGAGAGAGAGAACUCAUGCACAGCAGCCUCUAUUUCUUUUUAAUUAAACUCUUCAAUCAAGCUCCUCAUCCCUUGCGUUUGUGCACACAAGUUUUGCGGCUCCCAAUGUUUUCUUUUUUCUGGGAAAUGGGUCCAAGUGGCUCUUUGAGUGUUUAAGGUUGCAGACCCCUGUCUUAGCUCCUCUCCACAAAUCUUUGGAUAAAAGUUUAUCCCAUAAAUUGCCACUACAGGUCUAUCUUUAAUUGUGCCUGGAUUAGGGCAAAACUAGAGAUGUAGGGUUGGACAACUGGUAGAAUUGUUGAACCCUUCCUUCCUUCCUUCCUUCCUUCCUUCCUUCCUUCCUUCCUUCCUUCCUUCCUUCCUUCCUUCCUUCCUUAUAUGCACAUCCUUAUAGAACUCAUGAAAGCUGAAAUUCACUGACUUCCAAAAGGCUUACAUGUUGACUGACUCUUGAUUAUAGUUGGACCAGGUUAAGAAAAAGUCAAAGGGUAAAUUGGGGUCCUUUUGAAUUAAUGGCUCAGCAUCCAUCUAGUUUAUUAGCAGGUGUGUUUGUUUUAAAAAUAAAAUAUCACAGUUGCCAUUUGCUAGAAUUAGAAUUACCAUGACGGUAAUCAAUGACGUAAUACUGAGCUUUCAUUUCUGUUUGUCUUGCC